CAUUCCUCUGCACAGCGAUCAGAGUUCACGAAGAACAGGACAACGUUUCCUCCACAUGCUGUAUCUGAUGAAGUGCGUUUAACAGUCGAGUAUUUACAUACGUACAUUGCGAAGAAAAUGCGAAUAAAGAAAGGAAAAGAGAAGAAAACCCUUCCUGAAGACCCAGUUAAGAAUUUUGAGAAAUGGAGAAAAAAGCAUGACAAAAGCAGGAAAAAGACUAAAAGGCCGAGGAAGAAACGCGAGUGGGAGAUAGAAAGAGAAAUCAUACAGAAGCUGGUCGCCAAAUACGCAGAGAUAAAUCCAAAAGAAGCUGUUAAGUUCUCUGACUUUCCACUCUCAAAGAAGACCGUGAAAGGCCUGUUAGAGGCUCAGUAUCGGCAGCCCACGGAAAUCCAGAGACAGACCAUCGGCUUUGCUCUGCAGGGAAAAGAUGUCUUGGGUGCUGCAAAGACCGGCUCGGGGAAAACUCUUGCGUUCCUCAUUCCUGUGCUGGAGUGCCUGUACCGUAACCAGUGGACAGCCAUGGACGGUCUCGGUGCUCUUAUAAUCUCUCCCACUCGAGAGCUCGCUUAUCAGACAUUCGAGGUUCUGAGGAAAGUUGGGAAGAACCAUGAAUUCUCAGCUGGACUUGUUAUUGGUGGAAAGGACCUCAAGGACGAGUCUCUGAAGAUUCAUCGUACCAACAUCGUCAUCUGCACACCAGGACGUCUACUGCAGCACAUGGACCAAAAUUCCAGCUUCCACGCCUCUGACCUGCACAUGCUCGUGUUGGAUGAAGCUGACAGAAUUUUAGACAUGGGCUUUGCCGACACACUCAACGCCAUUGUGGAGAACCUUCCAAAAACCAGACAGACGCUGCUCUUCUCCGCCACACAGACCAAGUCUGUUAAAGACUUGGCCAGACUCAGCCUGAAGAACCCCGAGUAUGUGUGGGUUCAUGAGCAGGCUAAAUUCAGCACUCCGGCUACUCUGGAGCAGAGCUACGUAGUGUGCGAGCUGCACGAGAAGAUCAACAUGCUCUUCUCUUUCUUGAGGAGUCACCUGCAGAAGAAGAUUAUUGUCUUUUUUGCUUGCUGCAAAGAGGUGCAGUACCUGUUCCGUGUGUUCUGCCGGCUCCGGCCCGGUAUCUCUGUUUUGGCCCUCCACGGAAAGCAGCCGCAGAUGAAGAGGGUGGAGGUCUACAAUGACUUUGUCCGCAAGAAAGCUGCUGUCCUUUUUGCCACAGAUAUCGCUGCAAGAGGACUUGAUUUUCCUGCUGUGAACUGGGUGCUUCAGUUUGACUGCCCAGAGGACGCCAACACAUACAUCCACAGAGUCGGCAGGACAGCCAGGUAUAAGGAGGGAGGAGAAGCCUUGCUUAUACUUCUGCCCUCAGAGGAGAAGGGCAUGAUUACUCAGCUUCAGGAGAAAAAAGUCCCCAUCAACAAAAUCCAGGUGAACCCAGAGAAGCUGACGUGUGUGCGGCAGAAGCUGGAGGCCUUCCUGGCCCAGGAGAAGGAGCAGAAGGAGAGAGCUCAGAGGUGUUUUGUGUCUUACCUUCGCUCCAUCUUUCUGAUGAAGAACAAAGACGUCUUUGAUGUGUUUCAGCUGAAGCUCCCAGAAUACGCCACGUCUCUGGGUCUGGCUGUUCCCCCACGGGUGCGUUUUCUAAAUAAAGCCCAGAAACCAAAGGACGAAGUGACUCGGGAGAUCAGCACUGCAGCUGACUCUGAUGAGGAGCUAAAGAGCUUUAAAGCCCAGUUCAGAAAAGACCGAAGCAGCAAUCCUGACUCUGAGUCUGAAGAGGAGGAGAGUGAAGAGGAAGAAGAGCAGGUGAAGUCUAGAGCCCAGCUCUGCAGUGAUGAUGAGGAUGAGGAUGAAGAUAUGAAGGAUCUGGACCUGCUGACAGUAAAACGCAAAGAUGUGUUUAAUGUCAAUGAAGACAAAGAGGAGGAAAAGGAUCUCAAGGCCAAGAGCAAGACUGUGUCCAAGUUUAAGGAAGCCAAGAAAACUCUGAAGAGAAACUUUAAGGUGAACACCAAGAAGAUCUUCACUGAGGAUGGAGAGGAGGUGCAGCAGUGGCCCCCGCUACCAAACACCGUAAUGCCAGAUGAUGAGGAAGACGACGAGGAAACGACAGGCUUUGACGUGGAAGCGGCAAAAGAGCGACUUCGCAAGGAGGACCAAGAGUUUGACAAGAAAGAAUACAGCAGGAAGAUUAAAGAGAAACACCGGGAACAGAGGCUGAAGGAGAAGGCCGCAAGAAGAGAAGCAAGCAAAUGGGCUAAAGAGGAGAAGGAGAAGAAGAAGGCUGGCAUUGGGGAUGGAGAUGAAGAUGAGGAGGAGGAGGUGGUGGCAUACCUGUCAGGUGCUGAUGAUGAAGAGUUUGACCCCAGUACCCUACCCGACCCUGAUAAAGUGCGCAAUUCAGAGGAUGAAGAUGAAGAAAGCAGUGAUGGCCCUGAGUGUGGGGGGAGGAAGAGGAGCCACAGCAGUAGUGAAGACGACGAAGAUGAUGAUGAUGGUGAUGAUAACGGACACUGGGGGACAGGGAGGAAAAAGGCCAAGCAGCACAGCUCAGAACCUGAGCUUCUGGACACUGGUCUCUCUCUGGCGGAGGAUGAGGAGUUGGUGCUGCAUUUGCUGGGAGGCCAGAGUUAGUUCAUUUCCACUGAACGCUGGACCUCGUGACUGUGACCACAGCCUCCCUCAACUCACAGUUCUCAUGUAAUGGACUCCAAUUAUGUUCUAUUCCUCUCAUGCUGUCUACAUUCUGGGAUUAGAUUUUGUUUUGUGAAAUAAAAUUAACAGUGCUUAUAA
Messenger RNA from Ictalurus punctatus (channel catfish), 2799 nucleotides. It is a transcript of the gene ddx10, whose product is annotated as DEAD (Asp-Glu-Ala-Asp) box polypeptide 10. The record is from RefSeq and is a predicted model, not a curated record. The transcript is spliced from 18 exons. Gene Ontology annotation, molecular function: RNA helicase activity; nucleic acid binding; ATP binding. Gene Ontology annotation, cellular component: nucleus. The coding region runs from base 118 to 2640 and encodes 840 amino acids. Gene Ontology annotation, biological process: rRNA processing. Lineage: Eukaryota; Metazoa; Chordata; Actinopteri; Siluriformes; Ictaluridae.